CGUCGGCGGCGGCAACUCGGGGGACGGUACUACUAUAUCACGUCGCGACGUCUGGCUCGGCCCGUCAGAUCGGCUCUGCCCUUCAACGCGAGUGGAGGUCCUCCUGUCUUGUCUUAGCUGAAACUGGCGACACCACAGAAAUAAAUUCAAUUGGACAACGAGGAGUUAUAAAAAAAAGAAGAAAAAAACAGUUGGACAAAGCAGUGCUUCGAAAAUGUGCUUGAAGAAGCCAAACGUUUUUAUGAAAGAAGGAAAAAGCUAGUAUAGUUGUAGUGAAAUUCUAGUAAGCGAAAAAAAACUUGUUUUUAAUAGUGCGUGCUUUGGACCUUCGUCAUUAAUUCGAAGUACCAAAAAUCGUAAAAAUUCGUCGAAAAACCGGGCGCCAUCUUGGACUCUGCAUCUGCGACAUGAGGAAAACUUACGGCUCCAAGACACAGCCUUCCAGUCAGAUGUAUUCAGCGCUGCUGGCGACGGUUCUGGCACUGAGCCUAGUGGCCCAGGGGAGGUCGGAGACGGGCCCCCCCGGCGGGGGCUACUAUUACGGCCCUGCGGUACCACACUUCAACAACCACUACGUGAAGAACGCGGCUGCCGUGAGAGAUCCCUCCCUCCAGAAGAUCUACGAGCUGAUUUACCCUUAUUAUCAGAGGCCUAAGUACCGAUACCCGUUCUAUGACCACGAGGGCAACGGCGAACUCCUGUACGGCUACGGCGGCAGAAAGCUCUACAGAUACACCGUCUUCAAGCCCGUCGAGGGCUACCUCCGGAGAUAGUAGCCCGGCCAGCGCGGAUUGAGUGGAAUUCGAGAUGCCAUGGUUUCAUUACUAGUCAUAAGAUCCCUCACGCCACGAAGAGAGAGGAGCUACCAUCGACUAACGGCCAUAUACACACAACUUUCUCUCUCUCUCUCUCUCUCUCUCUCUCUCUCUCUCUCGCACACACCUGUGACGUCACCUAUCCCUCGCAUCUGCUCGUCGUAUGACGUCAGAGUCCAUUAGCUGUGGUCCCAUAUUAAAAAGGCAGAUCACGUUAUCGAUAACUCAGAACCGCCCAUCGAAAGUAAUCUGGAGCUUUGGAAAUAGUAUUUAUUUAGUGAAAGCACGGCUUGAAAAUUCGAUGUUACACCUAGGCUGGAAACUCUCAGUCUCUCGAGAGUUCACAUGGGCAGGAUCUAUGUUCCACCCUUCCUGAGGGAUGCGUCUUUCAAAAAUAUCCCUCAGAAGAUGUGGAACGUACAUCCUGCCUAUGUGAACUCAAGUAAAACUGAGAGUUUCCAGCCCCGUGAUUGGCUUUUUCAACAGCCAGUCAGGAGCGUCGUAAGGGACUGGCAUAAGACAUCAAAUGCACGGCUGAUGUGAAUCUACUAUAGUUCUAAACAUGAAGGAAGCUCAAUAGGACGCCGUGUUUAGUAUGCUAGCCACUCGAUAUAGAGCCAUUUCUAUAUUGUGUGGUCGACAAAUUAUAUUAUUGAACAAUAUCUUUCACCAAUGGGCUAGUACUACACACGGCGUCCCACUGAGCUUCCGCCAUGUGUAGUACUAGCUCCUCGGAGGUGACGCGUAGAUAACAGGCAAAAGUUACAAUGACAAUUCUGUAUGAUGGUUAGGCCUAGUGGUGUUUUCGUUUUUAAAUUAACAGCGGUUGCAUUACUCUCCAAGAUAUUUUCCCGGCAAAAAGAAUGUAAGUUUGAUAAGGUAUCUCAGUCGUAUAAUGAAUUAUGAUGAUCAUUAGGCCCCGCCCUUUAUUUUUUAUUUUUGUUUUGUUUUGUUUUUUCCUCAAAAUCUGUCAAGACAAGACAGGUAUAGUAUUCUUGAAAUGGACACUGAACAUAGCAUUGGUCUAAAAUCUACAACAAUUUUGGCUAAUUCUAAUUUUUGACCAAAUAGAAACUGGCUGAUAUUUUCACAAAUCUUAUUCAGAAUGACUACUGGUUAAUGAUAGGAUUUUGAGGAUUCAAGCAUAAAUUAUCUUCUGAGCUUUGUUUGUUUAAACACUGAGUAAGUUUUGUUAAAAAUUCCACGACACGGAAGACCCUUGUAUGUCACAUGUAACAAAUAUAAAAAAAAAUUACUUUUCAAUUCAUUUUUCAUAUUCGUAUUCUGAACCUGAAUGUGUCAGUGCCAUCAAUAAUUUCUAUAUUAAGUUAACGAGUCAGCAUUUGAAUAAGUGGUGAAAUCCCAUUACUGGAAAGACGAAACCAGGUGUACACAAACCACUACGUUAUAGUCUAAUAUUCUGUGUCAUAAACCCAUUGCAUUACUUAUAAUCUAAACACGUAUGUAUAAUAAAUCAUAUGAAACUUUG
Messenger RNA from Macrobrachium nipponense, 2304 nucleotides. RefSeq lists its product as uncharacterized. The transcript is spliced from 5 exons. The coding region runs from base 408 to 773 and encodes 121 amino acids. The record is from RefSeq and is a predicted model, not a curated record. Lineage: Eukaryota; Metazoa; Arthropoda; Malacostraca; Decapoda; Palaemonidae.